This is a messenger RNA of Dentiscutata erythropus, 1566 nucleotides long. The record is from the annotation of a GenBank genome assembly. NCBI's taxonomy places the organism in Eukaryota, Fungi, Glomeromycota, Glomeromycetes, Diversisporales, Gigasporaceae.
AUGUCUGAUCAACAAACUAAACGUCUUAGACUCUUACCACCUAUUUCAGUCACUCCUUCGCAAGCACCUCCAAACGCUCUCCAACCAAAAUUUCAACUACCAAUUCCUCCGACCAGCCUAUCAAAUCUUUCUAUAAACUCCUUAUCCGCAACUGAUUCACCAGUCUUACCAAUCACUUCGCCUAGAGCGCCUUCGGGCCAACAGCAAGAAUUACCCUCUAUUGAUUCUUUAGGUCCUUUACCGCCGAUUCCUCACUAUGUUUCCACCACUCCCCCUAACUCAAUGUCUAUAUCAGCGAUUCUUUCAAGUAAUGAUGAACCAUUUAUUAGAAAGCUUGACAUGAAUAUUAAGGAAAUUGGAAUUGGGAAUAAUUUGAUCGAACAGCAUAAUUCACAUGAUUAUAACAAUCCACAUCAUUCGUUAAUUUUUGAUGAAAGCUCAAAUGAUAUACACACUGAAGAAUUAGCAGAAAAACAGGCAGACAAGGAACCAGAUCAGAACGAUAUUGAUGACGGAACGCAAGAUUUAAACUCAGACAAUUCAAACGAUAAUGUAAUUGAUUAUGAUCAAAACGAGAACAAUAGGGAAAUUGGAGAAGGAAAUGAAUCUGAGGAAGACAAUCAGAGCGACGAAUUUUCAUUUGAUUAUUCCUUAUUUGAAGGAAUAAAUUUGCAAAGAGAGCCACAUUUGAUUGUUCAAAAUGAUGAGGCAUUAAACAUGGAGGGUCGAGAAGAACGGCAUCUAGGACAUAUAAUAUACAAUCCGAAAGAAAUUCUACCACCUUUAGAAUUUCAUGAAAAUGGUUUAUUAGAAAUAUGGGUUUCUUCCAAACAUUUGACGUGGAAAAACAAUAAAGUUAGAAGCCAAUUUCUAUGGGGUACAGAUGUUUACACGGAUGAUUCAGAUAUUAUUGCAGGUAAUAAGGUUUUACCAAAAUUGGUUCAAUACACCGCAACUAUACGAAAUCAUUAUCAAAGUCGAUCAUGGGGCAAUCAUCAUGGUGUUAGUUAUAAAGUUGAAAGUGUUCGCAAGAUGAAGAAUGGUGAAGCUAUUGGACGAUCGAUAGGCCAUGGCAGGAAAGAACGUCUUCGAAGGUUUCAUAAAAUGAGGAAACGUGCAUUUGAAGAAAGCGAGCUUAACCAAAGCGAAGAUCCUGUUAUUGUUUUUAAUAACGAAGGGGAUCCAUGCUUCAAGUAUACUCCUCAAUUGAUGGCAGACGAUGAAUCCGUGAGAAAACGUCUUAAAAAUGAAGUAAUGUAUUUAGAGAAUGAUGAUGAACGUUAUGAAAUAUCCUACGAUGAGACCCGAGACAAAUAUCGUUUUGCGAUUGUAUCAUCUGCUGUACAUUUGGGUCCUCCAGUUCCAUUAAAAGAUCAAGAAAACUCAACCGAUAAAAGACAAAUAUUUCCUUUGCCUUCAAGCUUGGAAGAUUCAUUUCGUGAUGACUUGGACUAUCACGAAAUGACUUGGAAUAUUGUGGGUGUAAUUGUUGCUGACAAAACCAAUCCGUUACAUAGUUUGCUAUGCAUUUCUAAACGUGUAUUUUGGCGUGAUCGAACCGUAUGA